AUGCCUAACAAUAUCCUGAUCGUGGGCGCGACACGAGGCUUAGGGGCUUCCCUUGGGGCUCUAUACUCGAAAGAGCCCUCCAACCAUGUAUUUGGAACGACGCGAUCUUCUUCCCCCGAAACGACCUCUUCCAUCACUUGGUUGACUGAAAUUGACGUCGCUCAACCUAACGUGGGCCAAAAGAUUGUUUCACAGCUACCACCGUCUACCAAGCUCUCGACCGUGAUCAUCACGGCGGGAUACUUCGGCCUUGAAUCCUUCGAUUCUCCGGAUUGGGAGAAACAAGUCCGCAUGUACACGACAUCAGCAGUCGGUCCUGUCUUCGUGGUGCACCAUCUCGUGAAGGCCGGCCUCCUGGUCGAGAGCAGUAAGGUGAUCCUCGUCAGCAGUGAAAGCGGCAGCAUCACUCUCCGUCAUGAGGAGGAAGGCGGAGGCAACUUUGGUCAUCAUGCUAGCAAGUCUGCAUUGAACAUGGUUGGCAAGCUGCUGAGCCUGGACCUGAAGCCCAAAGGAAUCGCGGUUGGCUUGGUACAUCCGGGCUUCAUGCGCACGGAAAUGACGAAGAGCGUUGGCUUCGACAAGUAUUGGGAUGCUGGCGGAGCUGUAACUCCGGAUGAAGCAGCUCAGUCACUUGCGUCGUUUGUUGACACGUUCGACAUUAGCAAGACAGGCGAGUUUUGGGCACCGCGAGGACCUGGGGAUAUUGGAACUGCCGAAGCUGUCCUCGGGAAGGGCCUGCCGACGCCUUUGCAGCUGCCAUGGUAA
This is a messenger RNA of Penicillium cinerascens, 765 nucleotides long. Its product is annotated as oxidoreductase, short chain dehydrogenase/reductase family superfamily. The transcript is spliced from 3 exons. NCBI's taxonomy places the organism in Eukaryota, Fungi, Ascomycota, Eurotiomycetes, Eurotiales, Aspergillaceae. The record is from RefSeq and is a predicted model, not a curated record. Gene Ontology annotation, molecular function: oxidoreductase activity, acting on the CH-OH group of donors, NAD or NADP as acceptor. The coding region runs from base 1 to 765 and encodes 254 amino acids.